AAUUCAAGAGUGAUCUCAUUUCCUGAAGUACGAAAGCAUCUUUUACAGCAACAUGUCUAAAGCCAUUUACCUUACCAAAAUUGACGGCAAACCGGGCCAAGUCUACUAUCCCCUCUCCGUGCAGACACAGGCCAAGCCUACCCCACAAGGCCGCGAGCUACUCAUCAAGCUCACCGCAGCCUCACUCAACCACCGCGAUGUCUUCCUGCGUCAACAUUUGUACCCAGGCGUCACAUUCGACGUCCCUCUCGGCGCAGACGGCGUGGGCAUGGUCGUCGCGGCCGGACCUGAGGUGAUUGAUCCGCAGCGCUGGCAGGGGAAACGGGUGAUCUUAAACCCUGGGAUCGGUUGGGAGAGCUCGCCGGACGGCCCGGAGGAUCCCAAAGGAUAUCGAAUUAUGGGCGGAACCAAGUUGUAUAACAAGGGAACGCUCCAAGAGUAUGUGACCAUCGAGGAGUCGGAGGUUGAAGAGGCGCCGGAGCAUUUGUCUGAUGCCGAGGCCGCGGCGCUCCCUCUCACCGGGCUGACUGGAUGGAGGGCACUGGUGGUCAAAGCUGGCGAUAAGAACUCAAGCAAAGGAGCUGCCAUCUUGGUGACUGGGAUCGGAGGUGGAGUGGCUCUCAUGGUACUGCGAUUCGCGGUCGCGCGGGGAGUUAACGUGUAUGUGACCAGCUCGAGCGAGGAGAAGAUCAAAAGGGCAGUUGAACUGGGGGCCAAGGCCGGUGUCAAUUACAAGGAGGAGGGGUGGGAGAAGAAGCUGUUGAGUCUGUUGCCGCCUGGUAAGGCGGCUUUCGAUGCCAUUAUCGACGGGGCCGGAGGCGAUGCGGUCGAGAAGGCUGUCAAGCUACUCAAGGUGGGUUGUGACCUGUCGUUGUCUGCUUGUAAUAAAUAAUACUGAUGUACCCAGGCUGGUGGUAUCCUUUCAGUCUAUGGGAUGACGGUCGCUCCCAAAAUGUCCUUCUUGAUGCAGGCGGUGCUGAAGAACAUCGAGGUUCGUGGAUCGACGAUGGGCUCGCGCAAAGAGUUCAAAGACAUGGUCGAGUUUGUGAGGACGCAAAAGAUUCAUCCGGUUGUCUCGCGUGUGCUUCAAGGUGAUCUUGGUGAUAUUUCGGCACUCGAUGAUCUUUUCCAGGAUAUGAAAGAGGGCAAACAAUUUGGCAAGCUAGUCUUUGAGUUUGGCAAAACGUCCGGCAGUAAGCUCUGACCUGCAAGAUUGAGCGCCAAUGAUCAGUAUCAUCCUGUAGGUUGGCAGGGAAGCAAAUACU
Molecule: messenger RNA, 1265 nt
Organism: Aspergillus saccharolyticus JOP 1030-1
Lineage: Eukaryota; Fungi; Ascomycota; Eurotiomycetes; Eurotiales; Aspergillaceae
Product: putative alcohol dehydrogenase
Exons: 1
Coding region: 53-892 (279 amino acids)
Molecular function (GO): oxidoreductase activity
Source: RefSeq, a predicted model, not a curated record